AUGGCCCCUUUUCCUCAGUUUUUCGUUGGGGAGGUGGAUGCCUUGCCUAACUGUUCUAAUGUUAUGGGUGAGUUUCCUCCACUCGUGGAUUUGGCUGCUAUGGGUGCUGGAGUUGUGGUUGCUCCAUCUGCUUCAAAGGGAGUUUUUGUUGUUGUGGUUGGUCCAUCUAUGGUUAUGGGUGUUGACUUCGGGGGUUUGGUUGCUUCUUGUGUUGCUGGUGCCAAGAUCCCUGUUAUAUUGAUUUUAAAAACUAUCAUGUUUAAUUCACGCAUGGUGUUUGAUCCCUCUGAUGGAACUACAAAAAUGUUCUCAGUUCCUGUUGUUCAGGAAUUAGCAUCUCAGAAUCUUCACAGCCUUCCUGAAAGAUACAUCAGAUCAGAGAAAGAGCGCCCAAAUUCCUUUCCUCUUCAUCAUUUGGAAAUCCCCAUAAUUGAUAUGGACAUGUUUUGGGGGGAUUCAGAUCUCUGCAGGCAAAAGGAACUGGAAAAACUUGGCAUGGCAUGCCAGCAAUGGGGAUUUUUUCAGGCUGUGAAUCAUGGAAUUCCUGUGUCUCUGACGGAAAGAAUGAAAGGAAUUGCAAAGGAAUUCAUUCAACUACCUCUAGAAGAAAAACUCAAAUACAAAAUACAAGAGAUUGAAGGCUAUGGCCAGAGCUUUGUAACCUCUGAAGACCAAGAACUGGACUGGGCGGACAUGAUGUCCUUGGCAACUCUACCUCCAGAGAAUAGAAAUAUGGACUUUUGGCCAACAAAGCCAGCGGAUUUUAGAGAAACUGUGGAUCAAUAUGCUCUGGAAACUCAAAAGCUUAGCAAUACACUUCUUUGCCUCUUAUCAGAGAAUGUCGGGCUAAAACCAGACUGCUUCGUUAACAUGUGUGGGAAAAUGGGACAGAGAAUGAGAUUGAAUUACUACCCACCCCGCCUUAAACCAGAUCUGGUUUUAGGCAUAAGCCCUCAUUCAGAUGCAUUUGCUUUGACAGUGUUGUUGCAGGAUGAUGGGAUAGUGGGCCUACAGAUCCAUAAGGAUGGUGAAUGGGUUCCUGUUCAACCCAUCCCUGGUGCUCUGGUUAUCAAUGUUGGGGACAUUCUUGAGGUAAUAAGCAAUGGAAUAUAUAAGAGCAUUGAGCACAGAGCAGUCACCAACACGGAUAGAGAUCGAAUCUCCAUUGCCAUGUUUCAUGGUCCAGGUAGUAGGGAAACAGAAUUGGGUCCUGCUCCUGAACUCAUAGAUGAGUUGCAUCCCUGUCAAUACAAAAGAUUCAUUAAUGGAGACUUCAUGCAACAUGUCCUUUCUGGAAAGCUUGAUGGGAAGAAUAACAUUGAAUUUGCCAAAAUCAGCUCAUAAGUUUCUUGAUUUGAAUUUGUUCAAUGUUGGCUUGGAUUAGCAUAUUAAGACAGAUUAUCAUUAUGUG
Messenger RNA from Cryptomeria japonica (Japanese cedar), 1411 nucleotides. RefSeq names its product S-norcoclaurine synthase 1-like. The transcript is spliced from 5 exons. The record is from RefSeq and is a predicted model, not a curated record. Bases 1 to 1344 code for a protein of 447 amino acids. Lineage: Eukaryota; Viridiplantae; Streptophyta; Pinopsida; Cupressales; Cupressaceae.